AACGUCUCUCUCUCGUCCUUUGCCUUCUCUCUUUCUCCCUCUUCAAACAAAAAGAAAUGGACUCGGUGGCUCUCUACUGCACCGCCGGUCUCAUCGCCGGCGCCCUCUACUGGUUCAUAUGUGUCUUAGGUCCAGCAGAACGAAAGGGCAAACGAGCCUUAGAUCUCUCCGGCGGCUCAAUCUCCGCCGAGAAUGUCAAAGACAACUAUAACCAAUACUGGUCUUUCUUCCGCCGACCUAAAGAGAUCGAAUCCGCCGAGAAAGUUCCUGACUUCGUCGACACGUUCUACAAUCUCGUCACCGAUAUCUACGAGUGGGGAUGGGGACAAUCUUUCCAUUUCUCUCCUCAUAUCCCCGGAAAAUCACACAAAGACGCCACAAGGAUCCACGAAGAAAUGGCCGUCGAUCUCAUCAACGUGAAACCUGGACAAAAGAUCCUCGACGCUGGUUGCGGCGUUGGUGGGCCGAUGAGAGCCAUCGCGGCCCAUUCCAAGGCCCAAGUCACUGGAAUCACCAUCAACGAGUACCAAGUGCAACGAGCCAAGCUUCACAACAAGAAAGCUGGACUUGAUUCUCUUUGCAACGUCGUUUGCGGCAACUUUUUAAAGAUGCCGUUCGAUGAAAACACGUUCGACGGCGCUUACUCGAUCGAAGCCACGUGUCACGCUCCUAAACUCGAAGAAGUAUACUCAGAGAUCUUCAGAGUGAUGAAACCAGGAUCUUUGUUCGUGUCCUACGAGUGGGUCACCACUGAGAAAUACAUAGACGAGGAUGAAGAACACAAAGAUGUGAUUCAAGGGAUCGAGAGAGGAGACGCACUUCCUGGACUAAGAAGCUACAAAGAUAUCGCUGCGACGGCGAAGAAAGUUGGGUUUGAGGUUGUGAAGGAGAAAGAUUUGGCUAAACCACCGUCUAAACCGUGGUGGAGCCGGUUAAAGAUGGGAAGACUUGCUUAUUGGAGAAACCAUGUUGUGGUUGUGAUUCUUUCUGCUAUUGGGGUUGCUCCUAAAGGAACUGUUGAUGUUCAUAAGAUGUUGUUUAAGACUGCUGAUUAUUUGACCAGAGGUGGUGAGACUGGAAUCUUCUCGCCGAUGCAUAUGAUUCUCUGUAGAAAACCAGAGAAAGCUUCUGAAUGAAAUGAUGAGAAUCUUCCUUGUUCUUCUAAUUUCCUGUUUUGCCCUUUAAGAAUCUUUUU
Arabidopsis arenosa is the source of this 1195-nucleotide messenger RNA. Lineage: Eukaryota; Viridiplantae; Streptophyta; Magnoliopsida; Brassicales; Brassicaceae. The record is from the annotation of a GenBank genome assembly.